Molecule: messenger RNA, 5823 nt
Organism: Vigna umbellata (rice bean)
Lineage: Eukaryota; Viridiplantae; Streptophyta; Magnoliopsida; Fabales; Fabaceae
Source: RefSeq, a predicted model, not a curated record
AUGGAGCAGCCGCUUCAACCGCAGCCGGACGCUGCGGCAAACACGGCUCGGGGUUUGGAGGACUCCCGCCUGGUGGGAGCCACUGUCGUGCCUGCUGGCUAUGCUGAUGUGGCCGAAAAAGAUGUUAAUAGUAGCGUGUCGAAUUCGGAGGUUACGGUCGUCGAAGGCGCCGUUUUGAAACGGAACGUGGUCGUCCGAGACGAGGAGGAUGUUUGCUUCAUUUGCUUCGACGGUGGGAGCCUCGUUCUCUGUGAUCGGAGGGGUUGUCCUAAAGCGUAUCAUCCCACGUGUAUUAAGCGAGACGAAGCGUUUUUUCGAUCAAAGGCUAAAUGGAAUUGCGGUUGGCAUAUAUGUAGCGCCUGUGAAAAGGCUUCGCAUUAUAUGUGCUAUACUUGCACGUACUCUUUGUGCAAGGGGUGCACAAAAGACGCUGAUUUUGUUUGUGUCCGAGAGAAUAAAGGUUUAUGCGGAAUAUGCAUGAGGACAUAUGGAUUCGAUGACAAAAGCAGCUGGAAAUCUUUCAAGGUUAUUGGAUGUAUUUUGAAAGGGAACUUAUCUUUAACAUUUGAUGAGCUCCUACGGGCUAAAAACCCUUGGAAAGCUGUUGCUCCUAUGAGUUAUAAGGUUCAAAGUCCCCAUGAACUUUAUCAUCUUAGAGAUGACAAAGGUUCUGGUUCCGAGAACUCCUGUAUAGACAUAGAAUCAAAUAAUUUGAAGAACAAAAGACCCAAGAGACAGCCAAAACUUCUUGGCAAGGGUGAUUGCCUGGACAGGAUGGGUUCAGGUGGUGACAGAGUUAUGUCUUUGCCUGAAUGCACAAAAUGGGCAUCGAAGGAGCUACUAGAGUUUGUUUCACAUAUGAAAAAUGGUGAUACAUCUCUCCUGUCUCAAUUUGAUGUCCAAACUCUCUUGCUGGAGUAUGUGAAGAAAAAUAAUCUUCGUGAUCCUCAACAGAUGUCUGAAAUUGUUUGUGAUUCUAGACUACUAAAUUUGUUUGGAAAAUCACGAGUCAGCCAAAUUGAAAUGGUAAAGCUCCUUGAAUCCCAUUUUCUUUUAAAACACAACGGACCAGCAGAAAAUACUUUUGGAGCAGGAAUUAUUAAUGCUGUUGCUAGUGAAGGGGAGGCCAUUGACACUCAUAGUAAACAGUUGAUGUUAGUUAAUGACAAGAUAUGUAAAACACAUAAAAAUGCCGAUGUUCUAGUUCCGCAAAAUAAACCCAAUGAAUGCUGCAUAGAUGUUCACAAUCUUAACUUGAUCUACUUGCGGCGAUGUCUGAUGGAGAAUCUGACUGAAGAUAUUGAAAAGAUUCACGAGAAGGUUGUUGGUUCAUUUGUGCGGAUAAGAAUCUCGAGCAGUGCAAAAAAAGAUAUGUAUAGACUUGUCCAAGUUGUAGGUACAAGCAAGGUUGCUGAAUCAUACAAAACUGGGACAAGAACAACUGAUUUUAAGCUUGAAAUUUUAAACUUAAACAGGAAGGAGGUCAUACCCAUUGCUGAAAUUUCUAAUCAGGAGUUCUCUGAGGUGAAAAUAGAUAUUAUUUUAAAUCAUAUUACCUUCAAAAAAUCUCUAGAAUGUGUAGAAGAGUUAAGUUUUUAUUCUAUGCAAAGUUUGCUGAUGUUGCUGGAAGCUGAGAUUUUGCGGCUUAAUCAUCUUCGUGAUAGAGCAAGUGAAAAGGGGCAUAGAAAAGAGGUUAAAGAAUAUGAGGAGAAGUUGCAGCUACUGAACUCUCCAGAGGAGCGGCAACGCAGGCUGCAAGAAAUUCCAGAUGUACACUCUGACCCCAAUUUAGAUUCAAUGUUUGAGUCUGAUGAAGAUGAUGGAGAGUCAGAUGAAAGGAAGCAAGAUACCAAUAUAUUUUCAAAAUAUCUUGGGUUUGAUAGAAGAGAGAGGGGCUCUUUUUUUCCAAGAAUUUCGAACAAUGUCUUCAAUGAUGCGGGAGGCAAAACACAAGACUUGCCUGUUACCCGAGAACAUGUUGGGAAUAUAUGUACAGUAAAGAACUGUGACACAGCUAUCGAGGAUAGCACUAAUACGGUUGUGAAAUCAGAAGUGUCUAGUGUUGCAGUGGACAUUUCACCAUCACUUAUCCCAGUGGAGAUACAGCAGCCACUUAAUGAAUUUUUGAAUGAUAGAUCAUGGAAUUAUCAAGAUCCAACUGGGAAGGUUCAAGGGCCUUUUUCUAUGUUGCAGCUGUACAAAUGGAAUGUAAGUGGAGGUUUCCCUCCAGAUCUCAAAAUAUGGAGGAUAGGUGAGAAACAGGAUAACUCUAUACUGUUAACGGAUGCACUAAGUGGGAAGUGUUCCAAAAAUGUGUCAUUGCCAUUCAACAACCCAUUGCUCUCUCUUGGGGUCAGUACAUUGGAUAAUAAACAUAAUGUUCAGGAUGCUGGGAAGAAUGUAGUGAAGAAUGGAAUUUCUGCCGAUGGGCAAAUUAUUGAACAGAUCAAGGAAAAAAUAGUGGAUGAUACCUCUACCCAGUCUGAUGGUAAAGCUGAGCCUGUCAGGAGCAAUGGAUGGCUUGGGCCGCUGCAUUUAUACCCUUCACCAUUGACAACUGCCAUUACUGAGAAAAUGAAUGAAACGUCUGAUAAAUUAAGGAAAGAUCAUGGGAUUGUGCGAAACUCUCAAGAUAAUGGAAAUAAUGGCUCAAACAGAACAGUUGAUGGGCAGAGUAAUAGUGGGCAAAGUUAUCAGAAGCCAUCAGAUAGUGAAGAGAAUGCAGGGCAAUCUUCUGGACAGACCUGGAGACACCCUAAUGUUAAUAUUAAUAGCUCUUCGGAUUGCCUGGUUGCCACGUCAGCUCAUGUUUCGGGCAAAAAAACAUCACCUCAUAAGCUGGGAUUUGAUUUGCAUAAUUCUCCUUCCCCUCCAGCAUGUAAUACAUCAUCUGGACAGACCUGGAGACCCCCUCAUGUUAAUAGCCCUUCCAAUUGCUUGGUUACCACGUCAGCUCAUGCCUCUGAUACAAAAACAUCACCACAUAAGCUGGGAUUUGAUUUGCAUAAUCCUCCCUCCCCUCCUGCAUGUAAUACAUCAUCUGGACAGACCUGGAGUCACCCUACUGUAAAUAGUUCUUCUGAUUGCUUGGUUAACACACCGGCUCAUGUUUCUGGUACAAAAACAUCACCACAUAAGCUGGGCUUUGAUUUGCAUAAUCCUCCUUCCCCUCCAGCUUGUAAUACAUCUUCUGGACAGACUUGGAGACACUUUGAUAUAAAUAUUUCUACCAAUUGCUUAGUUACCUCAUCAAAUCAUGUUUCUGGUGUAAAAACAUCACCGCAUAAGCUGGGAUUUGAUUUGCAUAAUCCUCCUUCCCCUCCAACUUGUAAUACAUCAACAUGGCAGGCAAUCAUUGGCGAGCCCAAUGAUUUUGAUGAAUCAGUUUCAGAUCUGUUGGCAGAAGUGGAAGCAAUGGAGUCACUUGGUGGCUUGGAAUCUCCCACUUCAAUCAUGAAAUGUGGCGAUGAUUUGACUGAAGGUUCUAAAAAUGAUUGUCUCAGCUUUGUUGCAGACCUUGGCCCAAUGCUUGAUGCAGGUAAAGGUGAUGCACUGAGCUCCACUGGAGAUUUAAACUUACCAUCUCAACCGACAGCAGCAGAGGAACCAUUACGGCAAGCAGAUGUACAUCACCAUCAUCAAAGAAUUUCUGAUGAGCAUUCUUCAAGAAGUUCUAAAGUUGAGGUGGGUACAAAAAACACAAGUGUCUCGGGUAAUCAAUGGGAUUCAGGCUCAGAAAAUUCACCCGUUGUUCCAUCUCCUGCAACCUUGGGCCUGGCUAUAGACACCACUUGGAGACUUGGGCUAGAUAGUACACCUUUGGGGUGGAGUGGAAUAGAUCAAGGAAAUACAAAUGUGGGUUGGGGAGUAGGACAAACAGCAGUGCAGGAAACCAGGAGCUCAAAUUCAUACACUUCUGUAGUAACUCCAGGUUUUGGGGAUAACCAAACAAGAUAUGGCAGUGAUCGUUUUUCUGUGCCUAGAGAUCGGGGUUCUCAAGGUCAUGCUAGGGAAUCGGGUUUUGGUAGAAGCAGAAUUGCAUUUAACAGGCAACCGUCGUAUGGUGUUGGGAAUGGAGGCUCAUAUAGGCCUCUGCCCAAAGGGCAGCGAGUUUGUAAAUUUUAUGAAAGUGGGUACUGUAAGAAGGGGGCAUCCUGUGAUUACUGGCACCCAAGUAAUAGUGGGCAAAGUUAUCAGAAGCCAUCAGAUAGUGAAGAGAAUGCAGGGCAAUCUUCUGGACAGACCUGGAGACACCCUAAUGUUAAUAUUAAUAGCUCUUCGGAUUGCCUGGUUGCCACGUCAGCUCAUGUUUCGGGCAAAAAAACAUCACCUCAUAAGCUGGGAUUUGAUUUGCAUAAUUCUCCUUCCCCUCCAGCAUGUAAUACAUCAUCUGGACAGACCUGGAGACCCCCUCAUGUUAAUAGCCCUUCCAAUUGCUUGGUUACCACGUCAGCUCAUGCCUCUGAUACAAAAACAUCACCACAUAAGCUGGGAUUUGAUUUGCAUAAUCCUCCCUCCCCUCCUGCAUGUAAUACAUCAUCUGGACAGACCUGGAGUCACCCUACUGUAAAUAGUUCUUCUGAUUGCUUGGUUAACACACCGGCUCAUGUUUCUGGUACAAAAACAUCACCACAUAAGCUGGGCUUUGAUUUGCAUAAUCCUCCUUCCCCUCCAGCUUGUAAUACAUCUUCUGGACAGACUUGGAGACACUUUGAUAUAAAUAUUUCUACCAAUUGCUUAGUUACCUCAUCAAAUCAUGUUUCUGGUGUAAAAACAUCACCGCAUAAGCUGGGAUUUGAUUUGCAUAAUCCUCCUUCCCCUCCAACUUGUAAUACAUCAACAUGGCAGGCAAUCAUUGGCGAGCCCAAUGAUUUUGAUGAAUCAGUUUCAGAUCUGUUGGCAGAAGUGGAAGCAAUGGAGUCACUUGGUGGCUUGGAAUCUCCCACUUCAAUCAUGAAAUGUGGAGAUGAUUUGACUGAAGGUUCUAAAAAUGAUUGUCUCAGCUUUGUUGCAGACCUUGGCCCAAUGCUUGAUGCAGGUAAAGGUGAUGCACUGAGCUCCACUGGAGAUUUAAACUUACCAUCUCAACCGACAGCAGCAGAGGAACCAUUACGGCAAGCAGAUGUACAUCACCAUCAUCAAAGAAUUUCUGAUGAGCAUUCUUCAAGAAGUUCUAAAGUUGAGGUGGGUACAAAAAACACAAGUGUCUCGGGUAAUCAAUGGGAUUCAGGCUCAGAAAAUUCACCCGUUGUUCCAUCUCCUGCAACCUUGGGCCUGGCUAUAGACACCACUUGGAGACUUGGGCUAGAUAGUACACCUUUGGGGUGGAGUGGAAUAGAUCAAGGAAAUACAAAUGUGGGUUGGGGAGUAGGACAAACAGCAGUGCAGGAAACCAGGAGCUCAAAUUCAUACACUUCUGUAGUAACUCCAGGUUUUGGGGAUAACCAAACAAGAUAUGGCAGUGAUCGUUUUUCUGUGCCUAGAGAUCGGGGUUCUCAAGGUCAUGCAAGGGAAUCGGGUUUUGGUAGAAGCAGAAUUGCAUUUAACAGGCAACCGUCGUAAGGUGUUGGGAAUGGAGGCUCAUAUAGGCCUCUGCCCAAAGGGCAGCGAGUUUGUAAAUUUUAUGAAAGUGGGUACUGUAAGAAGGGGGCAUCCUGUGAUUACUGGCACCCAUGAUUUUAGAUACCAUUAGCACUGGUGACAGUUGUUUUUUGUAAUCCUUAACAUAUCUGAAGUUGGCUCAUUCCAAUUGUUGUAAUUUAACCUGACAGUAUUAGUCAAGUGGCAUAAUUUUUUUAUAUGGAACUACUCUUGCUUGAUCUA